UAGUAUAGAGAUCACAAGGAGAGGAAUUAGCUAGAAGAAUGAUGUGCAGUCGAGGCCAUUGGAGACCUGCAGAAGAUGAGAAGCUAAGAGAACUCGUCGAACAAUUUGGUCCUCAUAAUUGGAACGCCAUAGCUCAGAAGCUCUCUGGUCGAUCUGGCAAGAGUUGUAGAUUGAGAUGGUUUAAUCAAUUGGAUCCUAGGAUUAACCGAAACCCUUUCACGGAGGAAGAAGAAGAAAGGCUUUUAGCGUCUCAUCGGAUUCAUGGGAACAGAUGGUCUGUGAUCGCUAGAUUUUUUCCGGGUCGAACCGAUAACGCUGUUAAAAACCAUUGGCACGUCAUCAUGGCUCGUCGUGGCCGAGAACGGUCCAAGCUCCGACCACGUGGCCAUGGCCAUGAUGGCACUGUAGCUGCCACUGGGAUGAUGGGUAAUUAUAACGACUGCGAUAAGGAGAGAAGAUUGGUAACCACAACCGCUAUCAAUUUUCCGUAUCAAUUCUCUCAUAUUAAUCAUUUUCAAGUCCUCAAAGAAUUCUUGACCGGAAAGAUCGGGUUCCGGAAUAGUACUACUCCAAUACAAGAAGGAGCAAUAGACCAAACUAAACGACCGAUGGAGUUCUACAAUUUUCUCCAAGUAAACACGGAUUCGAAGAAACCCGUAGCGAUAGACAAUUCAAGAAAAGAUGAAGAAGAAGAAGAUGUCGAUCAAAACAACCGUAACGAGAAUUGUGUUCCCUUUUUCGACUUUUUGUCUGUUGGAAACUCUGCCUCUCAGGGUUUAUGUUAAUUAGUCCGUACCACAUGUAUAAGGUGGACCAUAUGUAGAAAUUACUAAUCAACUAGAGCUCUUGUUUGAGCCAAAUGUGAAAAUUAGUUAAUUAAGACAGCCCAAACAUUUCUUGUAUAACAAAUCAAAGGUUGUACU
This is a messenger RNA of Arabidopsis arenosa, 923 nucleotides long. The record is from the annotation of a GenBank genome assembly. NCBI's taxonomy places the organism in Eukaryota, Viridiplantae, Streptophyta, Magnoliopsida, Brassicales, Brassicaceae.